Molecule: messenger RNA, 963 nt
Organism: Funneliformis geosporum
Lineage: Eukaryota; Fungi; Glomeromycota; Glomeromycetes; Glomerales; Glomeraceae
Source: the annotation of a GenBank genome assembly
AUGUCUCAAGUCAAUAAUAAACCAAUUCGAAGACAACCAAGAGGUUCGAUUAAUCGUAGAGCUUGCCAAAAAUGUAGACAAUUAAAGAUUAAGUGUGACGGGGAUGCCGAAAAAAAUUUUGAGUGUUCAAAUUGUGAUACUGGGACUUGCGUUUAUGAUAAAAGUCCAAGAAAAAAUAGACAAGUUGAAAAACUUAAUAAUCGUGUUGAAAGUUUGGAGAAAAAUUUAGUGGAGACAGAUAUAAAAUUACAAACUAGAAUUAGAAUUCUUAAUCUUGAAAAACAAAUCCAAAGUUUGAUUAUCGAUUGUUUAACUCUCCUCCCCAAUACGCGAAAUGAUCAAACUGUUUUAACCGUUUUUAGUCAACUUCGUCAAGCUAUUAAUGAAAGUAGAUGCUGGGAAAUUUUAAUGCCAAUUAUUAUCGAAUUUCUUUCAAGAUUAUUACAAAAUGAUCAUGAUAAUGAAACAUACAUUCACAUCAUUGAAAUGUUAAAAAAUAUUGCCGAAAACACAAUGAACUAUUGUAAUCCGAACGAUGCUUUUAAUCGAAUCGCCACACAACAAAAUAUUGAUGAAAUUGUCGCUCAAUAUACUUUCUCUAAUGAUCAACAAACACAACCUUUAAAUACCAUGACCACCGCUACAACUGAAAGCAUUUCCACACCAUCAAUUAUUCGAACUAGCCCAAUUAUGAAUGAAAUUGCAAACUUGUCUUUAUCUCCUGGAUCUGACGCUGACUCCGAUCUGAGCACCCUAGGCCAUUUAACUCGUCACCUCGAACUUGCUUCGCCUCUUACUCCGGAACAAAUUGAACAAUUUUCGCAUAACGGAAGUGAAUAUGGCACUUCCCCCGUGAACAAUUCUAUAAAUUAUGCAACAAUCGAUUUCCCUCAACAACAAUAUUUCAAUGAAUUUCCCUUUGAAACUUUUUAUGAUUCGUUCGGUUCCAAUUCGUCUCAUUAA